Messenger RNA from Cantharellus anzutake, 1126 nucleotides. RefSeq names its product SPX domain-containing protein. Gene Ontology annotation, molecular function: inositol hexakisphosphate binding. Lineage: Eukaryota; Fungi; Basidiomycota; Agaricomycetes; Cantharellales; Hydnaceae. The coding region runs from base 258 to 962 and encodes 234 amino acids. The record is from RefSeq and is a predicted model, not a curated record. Gene Ontology annotation, biological process: cellular response to phosphate starvation; phosphate ion transport. Gene Ontology annotation, cellular component: cytoplasm; plasma membrane; Golgi apparatus. The transcript is spliced from 9 exons.
ACUUAAGAGAUGUGUUCGCGAAAUUUCCGGUGUCCAGCUGGAGCGCUCAAGGGGUAGGACCAGACGGCGUAGUGGUAUCUAGUGCGCGAACGCCAAGGGGUUCUCCGUUGACGUUCCGGGGCGCCAAUCCACUGCCUCCCGCCUCUGAACACUCCUUCACCCCGUCUAGAGCAGGCAGAGAAGCGGAUCGGUUGAGCGACAACAGACUCCCCUUCCCAACGUAUGGCUCGCACGGGCACUCGCCACCUUUGACGAGAAUGUCUUCUGCGCGGGAACCAGAGCCUACGUCUCCUGUGACGGAGCUACCACCGGCUUUGCAGGACCCUGCAGAUGGGAGAGUACCCACUUCAUCUGGGCAGGACUGGCAGACAGACCCACGUAACACGUCUAGGCGCCGUCUGAGUCUGAGUGCACAAAUAAGUACCUACUUUCGGGUAUCCCCUGCAAACGCUCGUCAUCGAGCCUCUACCACUACUGGCACAUCCGUACAGAGGACUUACAGCUUAAACGAAAUAUAUCACACUUUGCCGCCCCCAGAGCUACGUUUUUUCGAUAUUCUAGACAAAGAGUUGGAUAAAGUCGAAAAAUUCUACCUUGAAAAGUUAGAGGAACUCGUCAUAUUCUCGUCCUUGCUGAAUGAGCAACUGCGCGAACUCGAGGCUCAUCGUAAAGUUUAUCACGAGGGUAGGACACGGGCCGAGGGACCCUCGGACGAGUUUUCUAGUACCCAAGAGCAAAUCAGCGGAGCUCCACCCCCUCGUGAUCCUGAUCUGUAUCAUCAGAAUAAGAAGAAACUCAAGAAAGCCACUCGCGAACAUUACCGUGGAAUCGAACUAUUGAAUGAUUAUCGGAUUCUCAAUUUAACUGGGUUCCGGAAAGCGUUGAAGAAGUUCCAGAAAGUGACCCGUAUUCCCGCACAGCAGCCCUACAUGACUGAGAAAAGCCGAAGAUGCUUGAAAUGAUCUCCAACAUCGAAUCUUUAUAUGCUUUGCAUUUUACUGAUGGUGAUAAGAAAGUUGCACGAGAGAGACUUCGAGACACGAUGCAGGGAAACCCCCAACACACUCGAUCUUUCCGGUCCGGAUUAUACACCGGACUAGGCAUUGCUGCGCUUUCUCGCGUGAUA